GCCCUCCACCCCUCGCUGGCAGAGCCAGGACUGCAUUGGUGGGUGGGCUCCAUGAAGACGAUGUUUUUUGGCUGCUGCCUCCGCUGCUCUCUGCUGGCUGCUGUCAUUUACAGUUCCGUUUUCCGCAUUCAUGAGCUGCAGUCAGUCCCAUUCAGCGUGCAGGGCCCCCCUGACCCUGUGGCCGUGGCUGUGGGGCAGGACGUGGUGCUGCCUUGCCACCUGUCCCCGGAGCAGAGCGUGCAGCACAUGGAGGUGAUGUGGUUUCGGGACCAAUUCACACCCUUCGUGCAUCGCUACAGGGAUGGCCAGGACCACUAUGGGGACCAGGAGCUCCGGUACCAAGGGUGCACGGAGAUGCUGAAGGACAGCCUCGCCAAUGGCAGCGUGAACUUGAGAAUUUUCCGUGUGCAGCUGUCUGACAGAGGGCGUUAUACCUGCCUUGUUCGUAGUGAUUUGGGAUACGACGAGGCUGUGGUGGAGCUGAAGGUGACAGCCAGCGGCUCAGCCCCGCUCAUCGCACUGCAGCGCUACCAGGACGGCGGCAUCCGCGUGGCGUGCCGCUCGGCAGGCUGGUUCCCCCAGCCACAGCUGCUGUGGAGGGACCCCCACGGGCAGUGGCUGCCCUCCCUCUCUGAAAACAUCACCCAGGACGGGGGUGGCCUCUACACAGCAGAGAGUGUCCUCAUCCUCGCUGGUGGUGUGAGCCAGGAGCUGGCCUGCGUGGUGAGGGCUGCGCUGCACAACCAGGAGAAGGAGUCCGCAUUCUCCAUCGCGGAUCCCUUUUUCCAAAACGCCAGACCAUGGAAGAUCGCUCUGAGCGUGAUACUGGUUGCAGUGGUCGCUCUCUCCAUCGUUGCUGUUUAUCUGCUGAAAAUGAAAGGAAAGUACGAGAAAAAAAUAGCAGCACAAGCCGCAGAGCUGGGGGACCGUGACACCAAAAUUGAGAAACAAGCUGAGGAACUUGUGUGGAUAAGAUACGCAGUGCCAAUUGAAGACGCGGAGGUGGUUCUGGACCCAGACACUGCCCACUGCGACCUGGUCCUGACUGAUGAUGGCAAGAGUGUGAAGCGCACGGACCGACGCCAGGACGUCCCCAGCCGCCCCGAGCGCUUUGAUCCAUGGCGCUGUGUGCUGGGCUGCAAGGGUUUCACAGCAGGGAGGCACUGCUGGGAGGUGGAGGUGGUGCUGGAUGGAGGGGGGUGGACCGUGGGGGUCUCUCGAGAAGAUGUGAGGAGGAAAGGGGAGAUUGAGUUCGGCCCGGAGGAGGGCAUCUGGGCUGUGGGGCAGUGGGCAGGACAGUUCCAGGCACUCACAUCUCCACAGCGCACGCUCCUUCCUGAUGUCUGCACUCCCACACGGGUCCGGGUCGCUCUGGAUUAUGAAGUGGGCCGGGUGGCGUUCUACAGCGUGGAUGAGGAGAUCCCCAUCUUCACAUUUCCACCCGUGUCAUUCCAAGGGAUAAAAGUCCACCCCUGGCUCUGGCUGGGUCCUGGAACACAGCUCAAAAUGUGGCCCUGAUGAAGAGGAGGAGGAAAGCGAAGGCGCUGUGUGGGAUUGAUCCCUACUGCUAAACCAACCAGCCUAUAACAGUUGGAUUGAAUUUACCAUCUCCAUCUCCAAGGGUAAAUGAUGUUACCUCUCUGGACCUCUGUCCCAGGGCUGUUUAGGUUUAGGUAUAUGCUUCAUCUGAGGCCAGAUGUGCUGUUAUGCUAGCUCCUUCACUCAUCUGAUGUCCAGCAGGCAUGGACCUUCCCAAAUGAAGGCUUUACCUGUAUUGCCAAGUGCGUUUUUUUAAUUCCAAAAAUGAAUGAGAAUACACUUGUAUGUGACCCAAAUAAAGUCUGUUCACGCUUA
Molecule: messenger RNA, 1854 nt
Organism: Gallus gallus (chicken)
Lineage: Eukaryota; Metazoa; Chordata; Aves; Galliformes; Phasianidae
Gene: BTNL13
Product: butyrophilin subfamily 1 member A1
Exons: 11
Coding region: 52-1518 (488 amino acids)
Molecular function (GO): protein binding
Source: RefSeq, marked provisional